AUGAAGCCUAGCAAAAAUCAGCUCCGGAGGGCACGCAAGAAGGCGCUGAAGGUCGAGGUGAGCCUAUUCCCUCACCCAACCGAGACAGGAGCUCACAUUUUCCAGACGACCGAUGCGCCCGACGAGAAAGUCCAAGAGACUGACGCACAGGCGCUCCCUUCUGUCCCGGUGCCCCAGGACUCAUCAAAGUCCGCAACUGGUCCCGUCGUUCCGGAAGAUGACCCACUAUGGGAGAUGUACAAGGACCUCGCCAGCAAGUUUGACGAAGCGUCGGGGGAAAAUGCCACUACGAAAGAGGGCGAGAAGCCGGAGAUAUACUUUGAUGACGAAGACGAGAUUCCAGACGAGGAGCAAGAGCUCGAGCCGAAAAUCUCCAAGAAGAAGCGAAAGGAGCUGAACAAAUUGUCUGUGGCCGAGCUGAAAGCUCUGGUUCGCAAACCCGAGAUCGUGGAGUGGACAGACACGUCAGCCUCUGACCCGCGACUUUUGAUUCACAUCAAAGCACAUCGAAAUGUGGUACCCGUACCUUCGCACUGGUCCCUGAAGCGCGAGUAUUUGUCGUCGAAACGAGGUGUCGAAAAAGCACCCUUUGCGCUUCCCAAGUUCAUUCAGGAAACGGGCAUCGCCGAAAUGCGUGAUGCGGCACUGGAGAAGCAGGAGCAGUCCACUCUAAAGCAGAAGCAGCGGGAGAGAGUCCAGCCUAAGAUGGGUCGGUUGGACAUCGACUACCAGAAACUCUAUGAGGCCUUCUUCCGCUUCCAAACCAAGCCUGAAUUGACCCGGUAUGGCGAGAUCUACUAUGAAGGGAAAGAAUAUGAGACCAAUUUGAAGCAUCUGCGCCCUGGCGAUCUAAGCGACGAACUGAAAGAGGCUCUCAGCAUGCCACCAGGGGCACCUCCCCCGUGGCUCAUUAACCAGCAGCGGUACGGCCCCCCUCCGUCUUAUCCUGCCCUCAAGAUUCCGGGCCUGAAUGCGCCUCCACCCCCAGGCGCGAUGUGGGGCUACCAUCCUGGAGGCUAUGGAAAACCACCCGUGGACGAACAUAACCGGCCACUUUACGGGGGUGAUAUCUUUGGGGUGCUGCAACCCCAGCAAAAUGCCCAGCACGGGGAGCCUGUGGAGAAAGACCUCUGGGGGGAGUUACAGGCAUCUGAGGAGGAAGAGGAGAGUGAUGGGGAAGACGACGAGGGAGAAGAAGAGGAAGAAUCUGAUGAAGAAGAUAUGGAAUCGGGCACUCACUCCCCUAGUGGCUUAGACACCCCCAGUGGUAUGGCUUCCGCCAUACCAUCUGAGUUCGGAACGACAGAGAGUGUGUCUGGGGAAUUUGAUGUCCGCAAACAUCACCGUGGGACCGAGACCGAGGAGUCUAUCCAUCCUCGCAGUGCGUACCAGGUGAUCCCUGAGAAGCAAACCAGCGUCCAAGGGUUCUUUGGCGGAGACCGAGCGUAUGAUCUCACCUCCUCCUCCGCUGCUCCUCCCGUUCUAGGCGCUGAGGACCAAACCCGGAAGCGAAAGAAGCCUGGCGAUGUGGAGGUAUCGGUUGACCUGGACGCAAUCCAGUCCGAGGAUGGACUCAGCAAGGAAAGUCUCCAGAAUCUUUACGAGACCCAGCGACAGCAACAAAACCAGCCUCAAUGGGGAUUCCAGGAGGAUCUCAGCGACAUGAUUGCGCAGGAAAGUCGAAAGCGAUUACGCAAUCAAGAAGACCGGCGAGGCAAACGUUGA
Molecule: messenger RNA, 1725 nt
Organism: Penicillium canariense
Lineage: Eukaryota; Fungi; Ascomycota; Eurotiomycetes; Eurotiales; Aspergillaceae
Product: U2 snRNP complex subunit CUS1
Exons: 1
Coding region: 1-1725 (574 amino acids)
Biological process (GO): mRNA splicing, via spliceosome
Cellular component (GO): U2-type spliceosomal complex; catalytic step 2 spliceosome; nucleus
Source: RefSeq, a predicted model, not a curated record